AUGUUUGCAGUGGAGGAGGUGAACAGUAACAACAGCCUACUCCCUGGGCUGACGCUGGGCUACCACAUACUGGACAACUGUGGUCGGUACCCAUGGGCUCUGCAGAACGCCGUGACACUGGUCACAGGAGAGGAGGACGGCUGCUCUCUUACUGCAGCUUCAGCUUCUACACCUGAAAACCAAACGGUAGACAAAGGUAUUCUGCCCGCUCCAUUGCUGAUUGGUGGGUUCUCCUCAUCCUCAGCUAUCAUGUUGUCCAGGAUCCUCAGUCCUCUCUCUGUUCCCGUGAUCAGCUACAUGGCCAGCUGCCCCUGCCUCAGUGACAGGACCAAGUUUCCCUUCUUCUUCAGAACCAUGCCCAGUGACAUCUUCCAGGCCCGAGCCCUGGCUCAGCUGGUCCUACAGUUCAGAUGGACGUGGGUGGGAGUUGUUCUGCCCAACAGUGACUACGGUCAUCUUAUGGUCCAGGCAUUUAAGGAGGAACUCAUUGGAAAAGGAGUUUGUCUGGCAUUCACUGAGGUCAUCAGCAGACAAACCAUCAGCAGCGAUGCUCCACGUGUUGCUCUGAAGAUCAGAGACUCCACAGCCAGAGUGGUUCUGAUCCUCUGCUGGUACACUGAUGUCCACAAACUCUUCCUGGAGCUGAAGAACAUCAAUCUCACCACAUGUCAAUGUUCCUCUUUAUGCCCUGUUGACCUGCUGUACCUGCAGGUGACGGACAGACAGUUCCUGGCCAGUGAGGCCUGGAGCACCAGUCAAGCUCUUCUUCAAGAUCCUGACAUCUCAUCAGUGGCUCAGGGGGUUCUGGGCGUGGCCAUUAGAAGUUCACCGAUACCUGGAUUUGAAAAAUACCUCAGAAGUUUGCACCCAAUCACUCGUCCCAAUGAUGCCUUCCUAAGAGAAUUCUGGAAACAGGAGUUUGGGUGCAGCAUAGCUGCAGCUCCAUCCACCAGCUCUCCCUCAUCUCCAUCUGAAAGCUUGGAUCAAAAUGUUCCACUACCUUCCUGCAGUGGCAAUGAGUCCCUGCAGGGGAGGCAGCAUCCCUUCACAGACACAUCUCAAUUAAGGGGGUCAUAUAAUGUGUACCUGGCUGUUUACGCUGCCGCUCACGCACUCCACAGUCUUCUGUCCUGCCCUGGUGGAGACGAUGACAUCACUUCCUUCAGGAACUCAACCUGCUCCUCUCCAAAACACAUUCAACCAGAACAGCUGCUGCAGCACCUGAGCAGCGUCAACGUCUCCACACCACAGGGGGGCAGCUUUCAUUUCCAGGGGGCUGAUAUUCCAGCAACAUACGACCUGGUGAACUGGCAGAAGACUCCCGAAGGUUCUCUGGAACUGGUUUUGAUCGGCCGUGUGGACGGACUGGACCUGAGCCUGAACGACUCAGUGGUGCAGUGGAGCUCAGGCUACAGUCAGGUCCCAGAGUCAGUGUGCAGCAAACCCUGUCCUCCUGGAACCAGGACAAUGCCCAGGAAAGGAAAACAACUCUGCUGCUUCGACUGUGUGCCCUGUGCUGGAGGGGAAAUCAGCAACGUGACUGGUUCUCCUCACUGUAAUCCUUGUCCUCCUGAUUUCUGGUCCAAUUCUGAAAGAACCGCCUGCAUUCCUAAGGAGCUGGACUUCCUGUCCUUCAACGAGACCUUGGGCAUCACCCUGACCACAGCAGCAGUGUCUGGUGCCACAGUGACCGCUGCAGUGUUGGUGGUUUUCCUUUACUACCAUCAGACACCAGUGGUCCGAGCCAACAACUCUGAGCUGAGUUUCCUGUUCCUGGUUUCCCUGAAGUUCUGCUUCCUCUGCUCCUUGGUCUUCAUCGGUCCUCCGUCUGUCUGGUCCUGUCGUUUCCAGCAGGCAGCGUUUGGGAUUACCUUUGUCCUCAGCAUUUCCUGUCUCUUGGUAAAAACCAUGGUGGUUCUGGCAGCGUUUCGCUCAGCUCACCCUAGUGCUGCAGCAAUGAUGAGGUGGUUUGGACCUGCUCAGCAGAGGGCCAGUGUGUGCUUCUUCACCAGUAUACAGGUGCUCAUCUGUACUGUUUGGCUAGCACUCACCCCCCCCGAGCCUCACCUGGACCUGGACUUUCGCGGAGCAAAAGUGACCUUUACGUGUGUCAUGGUGUCGGUGCUGGGCUUCUCGCUGGUUCUGGGCUACAUUGGACUUCUCGCCUGCUCCUGCCUCCUUCUGGCUUUUCUGGCUCGGAAACUCCCGGACAAUUUCAACGAGGCUCGACUGAUCACCUUCAGUAUGUUGAUCUUCUGUGCCGUCUGGGUGGCUUUUGUACCUGCCUACGUCAGCUCACCGGGGAAGUAUGUGGUGGCUGUGGAGGUCUUCGCCAUCCUGGCCUCCAGUUACGGUUUACUCUUCUGUAUCUUCGCUCCAAAAUGCUUUAUUAUCCUGCUGAGACCGGAGAAAAACAGCAGGAGGCACUUGAUGUCUAAGUAGAACUUUGCUAUACAGGUCAGUACCUGGGAUUAAUAAAACCUGGGAUUAAUAAUCUGUACCGGUUUAUUGUAUGUUACAUAUAUGUAUGCAUGUGUGUGUGUAUAUAUAUAUAUACACUCAAAACAACUUUAGAUAACAAUAAUAAUAAUAGCAGUAAUAUUACUACUACUAAAUUGUUUAUACAUAUUCAGUACUGUACCAUCAAGGUCAACAAAGCCUUCUCUGUUGGCCUAAACAAUAUCAGAACUCGUUUUUCAAUAUAUUUACCUCAAAUUAUUAUAAAAUGUAAGUAUAAGUGAAAUAAAACAGCAAAAGUAAUAUAAAAGUAUUCUGUUCUAUUCAUUCAUUCUGGCUCUGUGUUUUUCUCUGACUGGGCUGCUUCCAGUUAUCUAGGAAAUAAUGACUACAUCUCAAGUAACAAAACCCUUUCUGUCUUCAACAAAUUACCUUGACAGAAUAAUUACAAUUACAACACAUUUUUACAUCCUACAGUACGAUAAUACUUUCAAGUAUUUUAAUUACAAUAUAGGACUUCUCUACUUACCCCUCCCUGACAAACAUCUGGACAUUGUGACUCUUUAGUUGUUUUAAUGUUUAUGUUCAGAACUCUAACAAGUUGUCUGUUUUGUCAGGGUUUGAACUGUAACUGGAUCAGAGAAAAAAACAGUACGGUGAAAAAGAGAGUGAUUUUUAUGUGAUCUGACUUGCAGAGUAAAAAUGGAACAUUCUCAACUUCAUUAUUCUCAACUUCAUGUAUCAAAAAAUAUUUUAAAUAAUAAACAAGGAAAACUUAAAAUUUAAUUUAAAAAAUACUUUUUGAGUUUAAAAAAAGGUUUUGAGUCAGAUACUUGCUCACCCAAGAUCAGAAACAUUAUGGAAAGUUUCAGUAGUAGAAAAAAAACAGACAGACCAAAGGGUUAGUCUGAGAACAAUCACAAUUCAAAAAAGAACAAGAAAACAUUUGAGGUGGAAUCUGUUGGAGACCUGAGGUGAGUGAUGCUCUUCUACUGCCACGUUUUAGCUUCACCAACUGAAAUGAAGGAAAAAAGUUUUCAAUUUUAGAACCAGCAGCAGAAGAAGUGACAGAGGUUUAACAGCUACAACAGAAAAAAACACAAAAAA
Cynoglossus semilaevis (tongue sole) is the source of this 3564-nucleotide messenger RNA. RefSeq names its product olfactory receptor C family, r1 (gene olfcr1). Gene Ontology annotation, molecular function: G protein-coupled receptor activity. Bases 1 to 2442 code for a protein of 813 amino acids. The transcript is spliced from 10 exons. Gene Ontology annotation, cellular component: plasma membrane. Gene Ontology annotation, biological process: G protein-coupled receptor signaling pathway. Lineage: Eukaryota; Metazoa; Chordata; Actinopteri; Pleuronectiformes; Cynoglossidae. The record is from RefSeq and is a predicted model, not a curated record.